Molecule: messenger RNA, 899 nt
Organism: Neomonachus schauinslandi (Hawaiian monk seal)
Lineage: Eukaryota; Metazoa; Chordata; Mammalia; Carnivora; Phocidae
Gene: PSMB9
Product: proteasome 20S subunit beta 9
Exons: 7
Coding region: 217-846 (209 amino acids)
Cellular component (GO): proteasome core complex
Molecular function (GO): threonine-type endopeptidase activity
Source: RefSeq, a predicted model, not a curated record
CCCCCCUGCAGCAUGUUGCCCGCCCAGGCUACUUUGGGAGAAGGCGCGGAAAUCAGAGAUCUGUGCCAAUUAGGUUAGCGCCGGGUGCGAAGCCUCCCAGAGAGGACCCAGGCGCCCCCUAGCGGGCGCGGUGAAGCCGCAAUACAGGAGGCACCAGCGGCCCGCGGUCCCAGGUCGGAAACCAGUGCCCCAGGCGGCAAGCGGCGCGGCGCCGAGAUGCUGCGGGUCGGAGAAGUCCACACUGGGACAACCAUCAUGGCAGUGGAGUUUGACGGAGGUGUUGUGGUGGGUUCUGAUUCCCGGGUGUCUGCAGGAGAGGCGGUGGUAAACCGGGUGUUUGACAAGCUGUCCCCACUACACCAGCACAUCUACUGUGCUCUCUCUGGUUCAGCUGCUGAUGCCCAAGCCAUGGUUGACAUGGCCGCCUACCAACUGGAGCUCCACGGGUUGGAACUGGAAGAACCUCCGCUUGUUCUGGCUGCUGCCAACGUGGUGAGGAAUAUCAGUUAUAAGUAUCGGGAGGACCUGUCCGCGCAUCUCAUAGUAGCCGGCUGGGACCAACGUGCCGGGGGCCAGGUGUAUGGAACCCUAGGAGGAAUGCUGACUCGGCAGCCCUUCGCCAUCGGUGGCUCCGGCAGCGCCUAUAUCUACGGCUAUGUGGAUGCAGCAUAUAAGCCGGGCAUGGCCCCUGAGGAGUGCAGGAGCUUCACCACAGAUGCUAUCGCUCUGGCCAUGAAUCGGGAUGGCUCUAGCGGGGGCGUCAUCUACCUGGUCACUAUUACAGCUGCUGGUGUGGACCAUCAAGUGAUCUUGGGUAAUGAGCUGCCGAAAUUCUAUGACGAGUGAAUCUUCCUCAGACCUCCCUUCAUCAUUUUGUAAUAAACUCUCUCAGACCAGAA